This is a messenger RNA of Purpureocillium takamizusanense, 2785 nucleotides long. RefSeq lists its product as uncharacterized. Lineage: Eukaryota; Fungi; Ascomycota; Sordariomycetes; Hypocreales; Ophiocordycipitaceae. The transcript has 2 exons. The coding region runs from base 892 to 2670 and encodes 592 amino acids. The record is from RefSeq and is a predicted model, not a curated record. Gene Ontology annotation, biological process: amino acid transmembrane transport. Gene Ontology annotation, cellular component: vacuolar membrane. Gene Ontology annotation, molecular function: amino acid transmembrane transporter activity.
CCCAUCAUCAAUCAGUCAGGGCCUGUUCUUGGCUGUUAGACGACUUGUGGGCUUCACAAGACUGGACAGUUAUGGGCCAUGUUCACGACUCACUCAAGACACCGACAGACUCUUGGCAGAGAUGGAAGCUGCCCAAAUAUGAGCCUGCCGCCUAGUGUCGACGGAGUCACGCUGCGAGCUACGUAUAACGACAUCGUCAUAGGACAGAGCGAUCAGCCACUCACUUGCCUUCACCACAUCAGGGCACUCUCCACCUGGCACCACCAACCGUCAUUGGGCGGACGCGCCGGCACUCCAUGACGCCCCAGAAAAAGUCAACGACCGGACGGUCCGCCGCAGCCUUUCGCCCCGUCCUCAACGCCGUCCCAGCUUUGAGCGGAGCUUUGUAACGCCCGACCCGACUCUCUCAGAAACCACCCCCGCGGCUCGCCACACCCUCAGAAUCUGUGAACCUUAUCGUCGUGCCGACAACGAGCCGAGUCACGUCUCUCUCGUCGAAUCACUGGGCCGUUUUGCGGCGACCCCUCUCUCCCAAUGGACGGGUCCCAUGCCGCGUCUCGGCCCCAGUGUAACCCCCGGGGACUCCAGGUAACGACGAUGUCGGAGCGUUGCGACUCUGCGGGGAGAGCGAGGGGCGCCAUCGGUAUCUCAAAUGCAGCCCGGUAUGUUCGAGACUUUGCCGUCUAGUGUCUGAUUAGUUCUCUCGAUGCCCACGGCUUCCAGCCUCUGCCCAAUAUAAGUACUCAAUGGGGAGCCCUCCCCUUGACCUUUGACUUCCCCGGUCAUAUGUUCGCGACUCCAAUUUUGCAAUAAAAUUCGUGCUUCAAUCUGUAAGCACCGACAGUUGGGCCGUAUCUGCAAAGCCGUGCUCCCUCAGGCUCGCCCGCCGCCAUGCUCAUCGGACCCGCCAUCGCCGGCGAAGGCGACCCCGACCCUCGCCUGUCCUUGUCCGUGCCUGAGAAGGACCAGCCAACGACGUACCAGCCCGUCAACGGGCGCGACUCAUCCAUUUCGUUCGAGGAGUUCAUGUACUGGGCCGAGAUCUCUCGUGAAGAUGAGCGAGCAGCAGACAAGGCCUUUCGCGACGCCCGCGGCCCGCGCACGGUCAAGUCGACCAUCAAGAGCCGCUUUACAAGGGCGAACAACGGCAUGGAAGUCGACGCCGCCAGCCCCGAGACAAGCCGGGACACCAACGAUAGCGACGAAAGAAUAACAGGCGUGACGGAAAUGGAGUGGAAGAGGGCGAGUCGCGCGCUGCGUACCGCGAGUUGGGGGGCUGUCUUCUACCUCAUCACGACCGAUGUGCUGGGUCCCUUUUCGACGCCGUGGGCUUUCGCACAGAUGGGCUACGGCCCCGGCAUUGCCUUGUACACCGUGUUUGGUGCCAUGGCAGGCUACUCUGGCUGGAUUCUUUGGAAGGGCUUCCUCGGCCUCGACUCCGAUCGUUACCCCCUGGUCACCUAUGGUGACUUGUACUUCCGGCUCUUUGGCCAGAUCCCUCGACAUAUCGUCAACUUUAUGCUCGGACUGCAGCUCCUCCUCAACGUCGCCGCGCUCAUCCUCAGCAACGGACAAUCCAUCUCGCAGAUUUCCCAGGGCGAGAACGGCAGCAACGGGAAUGGCAUCUGCUUCGUCGCCUGUCUCGCCAUCUUCAUGGCCGCCGGGCUCAUCGUCGGGCAGAUCCGCACGCUACAGCGCUUCGCGUGGAUUGCCAACUUUGCCGUCUGGAUCAACCUCAUCAUCAUAUUUAUCUGCAUGGGUGUCGUGGUGCACUAUCCGCCCAACUUCAAGGCCACGCAGGCCUCCUUUGGCGACGCGUUUGGUCCCGGGCCGGUGAAGACGUUUGCUGGAACGCCGCCCGACGGCAUGGCCAGCGGAGGCACUGGCUUUGUCGCGUCCCUCAAUGGCCUCAACCAGGCUGUCUACUCGUACGGCGGAUGCAUGGCCUUUGUUGCCUUCAUGGCCGAGAUGCGCCAGCCGUGGGACUUUUGGAAGGGGCUUCUCUGCGGCGAGCUCUUCAUCUACUGCGUCUACCUGUUCUUCGGCAUCUUUGUCUAUUCCUUCCAGGGCCAGUUCGCAUUCAACCCCGUCAUGCAGGGACUGUCCUCGUACGGCUUCCAGACGGCGACCAACAUCAUGAACAUCAUCACCGGACUCAUCGCCGCUGCGCUGUACGGCAACAUCGGAUUCAAGGUCGUCUACAUCGAGGUCCUUGAGGAGAUCUUUGGCUUCCCGCCUCUGACCAAGAGCAAGGGCAAGAUUGCGUGGGCCAUCAGCAUCCCCAUCUACUGGGCCGUUGCGUUCAUCGUCGCGGCCGCCAUCCCGCAGUUCUCGUACAUCUCCGGCCUCAUUGGAGCCUUCUUCAUCUUGAGCUUCACGUACACGUUCCCCGCGCUGGUUGCCCUCGGUUUCUGGAUCAGAAAGGAUGCCAUGAUGCCCGAGGAAAGGUUCGAUCCGGCAACCCGAACGUACAACUACGUCGACACGGGAUUCGCGCGAUGGAAGCGGGCCUUUUGGAAGCGACCGGUCUUCAACGUCUUCAACUUCUUCUACAUGCUGGGGAGUUUGACGACGACGGGCCUGGGCGUGUACUCGAGUAUCGAGGGUUUGAUCGGGGCGUUUUCGGGCAAGAGUGUUGCGACGAGUUUUGGUUGCACGCCGCCAGUAUAAUGACUUUGAGUGCCGGCAGACGUUUUUUAGCUUGCGUUUCGCGUUUCAUGUAGCAAACGAUCUUGAGAAGUGCAGCUCUUAUGUUAUUGCAUUAAUGAUUAGCCAUUCGCUCUAG